UCCAAUGAUCUUUACAGAAACAUUAUCCUAAACAACCCCAAGAAGAGAAACACGCUCUCACUCACUACGCUCAGGUCUCUCCGGGACGACAUCCUGCGCGAAGCCGAUAGCACGGAUCUCAGAGUCAUCAUCAUUUCAGCAGAAGGACCUGUGUUUUCAUCUGGCCAUGAUCUUAAGGAACUGUUGAGCAAACAAGACUCAAAGCACCAUGCUGAAGUAUUUGAGACCUGCGCUGAGGUCAUGACUCUGCUCCAAAAACUGCCAGUGCCUGUGAUAGCCCAGGUGAAUGGCUUGGCCACAGCAGCAGGCUGCCAGCUGGUGGCAAGCUGCGACAUAGCAGUGGCAAGUGAGAAAUCCAGAUUUGCCACUCCUGGAGUGAACAUUGGCCUGUUCUGCUCUAGCCCAGCUGUGGCUGUGGGGAGGUCUCUUCCAAGAAAGGUUGCUCUGGAGAUGCUGUUCACUGGUGAGCCUAUUUCUGCCCAAGAAGCACUGCUGCAUGGCCUUCUCAGCCGGGUGGUACCUGAAGACAAGCUGGAAGAGGAGACCAUGAAAAUUGCACGCAAGAUAUGUGAAACCAGCAGGUCUGUUGUGGCCUUGGGGAAAGCCACCUUUUACAAACAGAUGGCACAGGACCUUGAAGCUGCCUACAGAAUGACCUCCCAGGUCAUGGUGGACAAUCUGGCCCUAAAGGAUGGGCAGGAAGGUAUAGAGGCCUUUAUUCAGAAACGCAAGCCUGUCUGGUCACAUACGGUGGAUAGAGCUUACAAAUGAGUUCAUGGGAAAUUAAUCCCAUUUCUAAGUAGAGUUUGUGGUAUGAUUCCCCAUACCAAUGCCUUUUCUGUCAAAGCUAUAGGUACUGUUGAAAUUACUUGUAAAUUUCUCAAUUAAAUGCACCAGAACCAAUAUGACAAAGUUUCUAAGGACACACGAAAGUUAAAGGAAUCAAAUCGCACGAGCCUUUCAGAACUGACACUUGCGCUGGCCGUUGCUAAAGGGCUCGGCUCUGCUGGCGUUAUGAAACAAUCAAUGUGACAGACUCGUGGUUACAUGGGACUCGACAGAACCUGCAAGAAGACAGCUCAGAUUGUUCUGUCCCAUCCUUUGCCCCUUGAACUAAAUGAAAAACUUCACCAGUUAUUAUUAGCAGAGAGUCUGUAUCCAAGGUACAAAGGUUCAUAUUCAUCCUGGAAAGGCCAGUUGUAUCUACAGACCCUAUAGGUUCUUAGAGCAUUAAGACUGUCCAGUAAGGAUUUAAACAAAAGCCUUCUAGAGCCAUUUCUUUUUAAUAAAAUACAAGGUAUGUGCCAUACUAGUCAUGAGCCCAUUUCCUUCAGGCAGUGCAAGAUCCUUCCAUUCAGUUCAUCUUCUAGUACCUUAUUUACUCUGAUUUCAAAGACAUAAAGUUUGCAUCAGAUGAGUCCCUAAAAUAGAGGCUGGUCCAGAAAUCUAUUAUGUGUACAGCUGCCUUUGAAACGAAUGACUGGCUCCUCCACAAAACCAUAAUCUUAAUCCUACUGAAGUAAGGGAAAAUUUUGCCAUUUACUCCCGUGAGACAAGGACAUUGCUUAGGGAAGAAACUCAGCAGUUGUUAGCUGGCAUCAUUCCACGGAGUUAUCCAGUCCUCUGCUAUUCAGAGCUAACCAUGACUCACAACAGCUCAACUGUUUGUGGUUUAGCACAGAGAACACAUCUCAGCAAAGAUACUUUCCCCAGGUUUUACAUAAUCAAUGCAACUACCAAAACCACAUGCAGGAUUCACCAAAGAAUCCAAGUGGUUUUUAAUCCACUUGCUUCCCAUGACAGUCUAAGAUCCAGUCAGUUAGACUGGCAUGUUAGUGAUGCCCAACCAGCAUGAGUAAUCUCCCUAUUAGGGGUACUGAUGUGUUCUGAAAAAAAAAUGACUAGUUCCUGUACCAUUGGGGUCAAAGUCUGUUGUCCCCUUUUCUGGGAUAAACUUAUACAGCCCUGGCUGGCAUUCAGCUACCAACCUAUACAUCUUUAGUUCAGAUUAUUAAUAUCAACAGCACCAUUUAUAGACUGCCUGGAAGCUGUUCUCCCUUCUGUCUUCAGUGAACACUCAGUAUUCAAGAAAGGAGUCAAUAUAUUUUUAACUGUCUCAGUAGUUGGAAUAAACAUUUGGGAACCUUCAGUCAGAACAUAAUUGUAUGCACAAAUUGCUUUAUUUACUCUCAGAAUGCCAAAGAAAUCUGAAUGGUUGGCAAUUAUGUUUUUGUUUUAAAAGUAUUGGAUUUUCUAUUUUAAUUGCCGAUAAAGAGUUAUGUAAGACCCUUUAGAUGGAUAGAUGGAGGGAAAGGAUUAAAUUUAGAGCCAAUCAACCUUGACAGAGUCUUUCUUACUACUACAUUACUACUUAGUUCAUCUUUCCACAUACUCAUCUGAAAGCAUUUAGGAGGACAUACGUUGGGUUUUUUUUAAAUUAUAUUUAAUGGAGCUCAUUCAGCUACUCAGCAAAUUCCUACUGCCUCUUUUGUUCCAUGCUUUUAAGACUAAAUAUAAAUCUGAUUUUGGCUGAAUAGUGCUCUUUUUAACUGGCUGGGGUGAUCUAAUGGCUCUGUUAGCUCAUCCUAGAGGGCUUUUAUAUAUUUAUCCUCUCUGUUUGUGUAGAUGUAUACUAUUAUGUAUAGAAACAUGUAUCGGUAUGUUAGUUAGAAAUUGUCCUGUUCUACUUAAUAAGGAGCUUCACACCUGCUUUUUAGAUGUAUCCAUUAAUAAAGCCUUGAGUUUGUUUUUUUU
Messenger RNA from Gavialis gangeticus (Gharial), 2754 nucleotides. It is a transcript of the gene ECHDC3, whose product is annotated as enoyl-CoA hydratase domain containing 3. The record is from RefSeq and is a predicted model, not a curated record. Gene Ontology annotation, cellular component: mitochondrion. NCBI's taxonomy places the organism in Eukaryota, Metazoa, Chordata, Crocodylia, Gavialidae. The annotation marks the transcript as partial. Gene Ontology annotation, molecular function: hydro-lyase activity. The transcript is spliced from 4 exons.